Molecule: messenger RNA, 1753 nt
Organism: Hydractinia symbiolongicarpus
Lineage: Eukaryota; Metazoa; Cnidaria; Hydrozoa; Anthoathecata; Hydractiniidae
Exons: 8
Coding region: 621-1610 (329 amino acids)
Source: RefSeq, a predicted model, not a curated record
GGCAUGCGAUCUAUCUAAGCACGCCAAAGACGUUUACAUCUCAACGUCACAUGGAUCAUGCAUUAUUGGUAGAUUCCUAUCUGGUGUUAAAACUCCAAUCGAACUAACAGCUUCACGGUUUGGUAUCUUGCAAUUCGCACCAGCUUCUGUACGACGCUGAGCAUUGGUAACAAGCUUGGUAACAUGGUGUAUAACCACGAAGACUUAAGAUUAACUCCAAAAAAUUCAAAUAGUGUGAUUUUCAGUGACGAGUUAUGUGUGCGUGUUGCCGUAGGUAUUAUUAAGAUAAGGUCUGGUAUAGAAAGAAUUGCUGAAAGAGCAGUUUAUUUUAAAAAUGAAAGCAGUUAAUGACGUUGAUGCAGUAAUAUCAACAUGUCCUCCCAAGAAUAAACUAUGAUAAUCAUACUUUCUGAAAUUUAAAAAAUAUUAUGUUAAUCAUAGUAAUUUAGUCGUCUACUUUACGGAAUAUAUUUUGCAGAACAAAUGUUAACUCGUUCUGCUUUUAAAAAGAAAAGAAACGAGCCACCACGUGCGGAGCGAACGAAAGGAACAACAAAGAAUAAAUAUAUAUAUAUAUAUAUACGUAGCUAGCUAGCUAUUAAUUCUACAAAAUAAAAGAAAUGGAAGAUACUGAAUCUCGACAAGAAAGUAGUAGUGAAUCUAACAAGUUGAGCAAUGAAACUUCGUCAAGUCACUUCACUGCAAAGAAAAAGAAGAUUCAAAAACUUACAUUUGGAAAACGCCUAAAGAAAUGUGAGGAAUGCAAUGCAAAAAAUGAGAUUGCAACUAAAAAAUGCAUUGAAUGUGGUAACAUAAUAAAAAAAAAACGAAAGGGUAUAGAACAUUAUAUUCCUGCUGGUAAGAGCAAUCCUACCUUGCAAAAGGAUAUUAUCCAUGGACGGUUGCUUGGUUUAAAUGAACAACAUGGCUAUCAUUCAGUCCUAUUUAUGAUUAAAAAAGGAACCAAGAACAUCACUUGUGAUUCAUAUGCAACUCCUGGCUUUGCCGAAGAAUUCCUGGGCCCCAGAGAAAAUAGAACGCCAAAUGGUAGCAUUAUAAUUAGGACCAUUAAAGAUUGCUUUCAAGAAACACAUGAUAUCAGCGCAACACGACAUGUGAACAAAGAUUCUGAAGUAGAUCAGAUAUCUGUACCAGAAAAUUUAGAAGAACAAAACAGAAAUAUGGAUGAGGAUGGUGCAAACGUACUUUUGGAGGAGCUGCCUAACCAAAACAAUGAAACCAAUGCCACACCUGAUGUUGUGGAAGAGAGCGUGUAUGGUGGAAACUUUGUGGAUGGUGUAUCAGUGUUACCAAAAUCAGAAAUAACUGUUGGGCAUAUAUUGUCUGUAUAUGCUCAACCUGAUGACAAUGAAACGUUUUGGCUUUUAAAAGUAGUGUCUUCAACUGGGCGUAAAAUUGAAGGCAUGUGGCUGAAUAAGCUAUCAGAAUGUAGAUAUGGUAUUGGUGACCCAUGUAAGGUUGUGUGGAACAACAUUGUGAGAAUUUCGAAGGAUGGUAAAACAUACUUCGUCCUUCAUGCUCUGAGUGAGGCUGGUGUGUUCCAUAUAUCAGGAGAAGCUGAGCAAUUACUCAUAUCUAAUUGUAACUAAUACAGUUUCUCUUUUUUGUCUCUGACAUAGAAUUGUAUACUUUUCUAUCUAUACAUAGAUCUGUAUACUUGUCUAGUUGUUUGCGAAUAUGCUUUGAGAAAUUUGUACAACACAUAUUGUUACAUUAUCUUACGUAAAUCCAA